UUUUAAGGUCAGGCUUGACAAAGCCCUGGCUGGGAUGAUUUAACUGGGAUUUGGUCCUGCUUCGAGCAGGGGGUUGGACUAGAUGACCUUCUGGGGUCCCUUCCAACCCUUAUAUUCUAUGAUUCUAUGAUGCUUUGUCUCCUCUGGUAUUUCCUUCCCCACCUUCCUGUGAGAAGACUCUAUGGAUAACAGGGAAGCUUUUGCCCCCUGAGAUGCUUAUGAACUGAGUGGGGAAAACACUGAUUUGUUUAUUUGAUUGGUGCCUAUUUAACUCAAAUGCCCGAGGAGUGGUUAGGAGCAAAACUAUCUGGGUUAAACCCUGCAAUUAAACAAUAACAAUGACUAAUAACUCCCUAGCUUUUAUCUAGUGCUCUUCAUCCCAAUUAACAUGGCACUCAUUAAUGGAUGAAAAUCGGGUUACGUGAUAGUUCUCAAAGUGUAAGUGGAGACUCAUCAUCAAGCAGGUCUGUUUCUAGUGGAGUCCAGCCGGGAUCUGCUCUUGGCCCUGCUAUGCUACUUAACAUUGUUAUUAACGAUAUGGAAGAAAAGAAAACAAAACCAUCCCUGAUAAAGUUUGACCGCCGCACAGAAAUUGGGGGAAUGCGAGGGGGAUUGAUCACUGGAACAACUUACCCAGAGUCGUGGUGGCUUCUCCAUCGUGGACAAGUUUACAGUCAGGACUGGAUGUGUUUCUAAAGGCUCUGCUCUGGGAAUUAUUGUGGGGCACAUUCUCUGGCCUGUGUUAGCCAGGAGGCCACACCAGAUGACCACAACGGUCCCUUCUGGCCUUGUGAUCUAUGACUCAGGAGCUCUCCAAGCACUUCACAUAGGAUCACCAGCCCUCUUUUACAGAUGGGGACAUUGUAAAUUAGAGGCGGAGGGAGCUCCCGGUCUGCAUUUCUGAGACCUCCCAGUGACUCCCGGCAAAACCAGAGGGGCCCAGAUCUGCUGCACUAUGGUGAUUACCAGCAUACACACCCUUGCUCCUUGCUUGCCAGGUUGCUGACCAGCUAUCUCUGCUUCCCAUGCGGGGCUGGCACCAUGAGGAAGAGAUGGAGGGGAGCGUGGCUCCUGCUGCUGGCACUGAAGACCUUUGGGUUUCAGGAAGGUGACCCAGAGGAACCCACAGGGCUGGAGUGUUACCAGGUGGGCCCCAGAGGGGGCAUGAAUUGCACAUGGCCCAGCAGGUCCGGCUCUGAGGCUAUCACCACCUACACCCUCCACUACCAGAGCCUGAAGUUCAAACGCAACCAGACGCAGAGUUCCCAGGCCCCCGCCGGACAGAGCUGGGUGGUGAUUGGAAGAAGCAACCUGACACGCAAUGAGAACUAUGCCGUCUGGGUGGAGGCUGGUGACGGGACCCAGAUCACACCAAGGCUAACUCUGACCCUGCACGAAAUAGUGAAGCCGGAUCCCCCUGUACUGAGCCUAGAGGAUGUGACCCCUGUGGUCACCAUGAGCUGGACAAACCCCCAGUGGCCUGAGCAUUUCUCCCGGGAUCUGGCCUGCCACCUUCGCUACCGGGUAUCUGGGACCGCCAACUGGACCAGGGUUCAUGAGGGGGAUGUUGAGCCCAACCACUACGAGUUCUCCAGCCUGGAGCCUUUCACGGCCUACGAGGUGCAGGCCCGCUGCAUCCCUGAGGACGGGAAGGGCUUCUGGAGCGACUGGAGCCCGUCCCAGACCUUCCAGACUCCCGAGGCUGCCCCGCUGGGCCUGGUGGACGUGUGGCAAGUGGCCAGCCCUGCUGAGUCCGGAGAGCCCAGCCUGCUGCUGCUGUGGAAGCCGCUCAAUUCCGAAGCAGCCAGGGGAGUCAUUCGCAGCUACAGCCUGGCCUUCCGGACGGGCAGCAACGGUGCCGAGAGCCCCCUGGAGUCCCCCUGCUGCAACGCGAGCCUCCCCGCCAGAACCACCCACGUCUGGAUCUCGGCAAACAACCACGUCGGGCGGACGCAGCCUGCCAACCUCAGCUUGGAGCGGCAGGAUCUACCUGCCCCGGCAGGGGUCCAGGCUGUGGCCAUGCAUGGGCAGGAUCUCCGCGUUACCUGGGAGCCCAGCAAGGACCCACUGGAAGGGGAGCCCACGGAGUACCUGGUGGAGUGGGCCAAGGAGUGCAGCAGCUCAAAGGCGGCAUCCCUGGGCUGGGUGCGCAGGGCAGCGGGUGUUCACAGUGCCCUGCUGACAGGUGACUUCAGGCCACGGGUGCCGUAUCAGGUCCGCGUGUACGGGCUGUACCCCGGGGGCUUUGGUGCAUCGGCCCCUGUCCGAGCCUACACCCAGGAAGGAGUGCCGUCGGCAGGGCCCCAGGGCCUGCAGGAUCGUAGCAUCUCCAAGGAGGUGUCUGUCAUCUCCUGGGAGGCGAUCCCCCUGGCGCAGCGCAAUGGGCACAUCACCCACUACACCCUCUACCUCGCCGUGCCCACGGGGAGCCCACAGACCUACCAGCCCAUCGCUGCUACAGAGACAAGCUACAACCUCUCAGGCCUGGAGCCUGGCACCUCCUACCAGCUCUGGAUGACGGGCUCCACCUCGGCUGGGGAAGGAAACGCCAGCUCCAUCCACCUCUUCCACACCCCAGAUUCCCGCUGGGAGGCUGUCCUGGCUUCCCUCCUGGCGGUGGGAUUCCUCCUCUUCCUGGCCUGUGUCCUGGGAGCUGUCCUGCAUGUGCAGCUGCUGGACCUGUGCCACAAGGUGCUGCCCAGCUGGUGCUGGGAGAAGAUCCCAGAUGCCACCCACAGCAGGAUUAUGCUGCAUGAGGUGAACAGGGAUCCCCACAGCUACAGGGGGCCUUUGGUGCGGAACCUGGACGCGGAGGAGACCCCCAUCACCGAGCUUGAUAUCGGGGAACCAGCGGAGAACGUGAACCAGGGCUACUCAACUCUGCCCCAGCUGGAGUCUCCUCUGCCUGCCCUGCCCCACAGCGGGGGGGCUGACGACUGGACCGGGAGCAAGCCCAGGACAGAGGAGCUGGUGCCAAGCAGCCCCACCCUGGAGGAGACGUGGGGAGACAAAGCCCCGGUCAUUUCUGGCUACGAGAAACAUUUCAUGCCCACCCCGGAGGAGGUGCUGGGACUGGCCUGAGGGAUGCGGCUGGGCGAAACCACCAGCGCCACACAGCACUGCCCUAGGCACUGGGGGGCCCCAGCCAGGAGUGCCUGGCUCGAGGGGCCAAAGACUGGGACAUGGGCUCUUUCCCUGUAGGGGGCGCUGGCUGCAAGCUCAGGUUGGGGCGCUCUUUGGGGCAGGGAAUGGGACACAGAGAUUUUCCCCUGUUAGUGGUGCAGGCUCUGAUCCAGCCUUAAUUCUGCAGCGACCGAAUUGCCCCUGCCUGGUGGACUGAGUUUGCUGGUAUACUGCGUCCCUCCUAGACAACCUUCCCGACAGGCUGCCUUAGCAGACACGCCAAAGACCGAAUGGCCCAUGGAGACAGAGUUCCUCUCCGGACUCCCAGCCCCCUCUGCUCUAACCACUACGCACGCUACUCCUCUCCUGGAGCUGCGGAUAGAACUCAGGAGUCCUGACUCCCAGCCAGGGGCGGCUCUAGCAAGUUCCCCCCUGGCCCCCCAAGCAGUCGCCGUGGGACACGGACUGCCGCCCCAUUCUAAUUGCCGCCCCGAGCACCAGCUUCGAGAGCUGGUGCCUGGAGCCAGCCCCUGCUCCCAGCCCCCUCCUCCCAGAGCCUGUGACAGACCCAGACUCUGCCCCUCUAAUUGUCAGCAGCCCGUCACCCUGGUAUCAGGCCCCCCGCAGGUUCCCUCCUCCACAGGCCAGCUUUCUCCCCACUCUCGAGCCCCGCUCGAGCUCGGAGCUGCACACCAUGCAGUUGUAUGGCAUUUUUUUUUACUUGUACACGUUUUUUUAACCUUC
Molecule: messenger RNA, 3867 nt
Organism: Caretta caretta (loggerhead turtle)
Lineage: Eukaryota; Metazoa; Chordata; Testudines; Cheloniidae
Gene: IL27RA
Product: interleukin 27 receptor subunit alpha
Molecular function (GO): protein binding
Source: RefSeq, a predicted model, not a curated record